Molecule: messenger RNA, 3347 nt
Organism: Corapipo altera (White-ruffed manakin)
Lineage: Eukaryota; Metazoa; Chordata; Aves; Passeriformes; Pipridae
Gene: TOGARAM2
Product: TOG array regulator of axonemal microtubules 2
Exons: 21
Coding region: 1-3153 (1050 amino acids)
Biological process (GO): microtubule cytoskeleton organization
Cellular component (GO): cilium; cytoplasmic microtubule
Molecular function (GO): microtubule binding
Source: RefSeq, a predicted model, not a curated record
AUGGGGGGGGCAGCCCCGCGCAGAGGAUGUGCAGCUAGGUGCCAAGCCCCCGUUGCUGCCCCCGCUGGGAGCGUUCCCAAACCCAAAGGCAGGCACAGAGCUCUGCAGGGCGGAAGCGUCGAUCCGAACACACGGUUUGGUGGCAACGGACGGACCACUGAAGCCUCUUCUCAGUCCAUGUUAAAAACCCCGAUGAAGAAGCGAAGGGGUUUAUGGUGUGUGGCAAGACCUGGGAAACCUCCAUACCCAAGUGCCCUCGCUCCCCUGUUUGGCUGCAAGGCUGGUGUGUGGAACCUCGGCACUGGCAAUGGAGGUCACUGCUCCCACCUCGCUCAUGGGGCCUUGACCCAGGACCCCCGAGAGAGGGAGGUGAGCAGCACUGCCCCCAGAACCACUCCUGGCCAGGACAAGGGGAAGACUGAGCAUCUGGUAGCCUCACAAAGAGGCCUGACUGACUGCAGUGAUCCCAAGGAGUCAGUGGUUUCCUUGUCAACUUCCCAGAUGCUGUUACCCUCCAAGCCCUUGCCUCCCAUCCAGAACAGCCCUCCUUCCUUGAAGCCCAGCAAGAUGUGCAACAGAGAGCAGGAGCAUGGGGAAAAUGGCCCAGGCUAUGAUGACAGUGAGGGUAAUAACAAGGAGCUGAUAACAGAGGAAAGAGAAUGCCAGGCUUCCCUGCUGCCUGUGCAUUGCAGUGGUGGGGAUAUGAAGAAAGGGCCAUUGGGACCGUCUUUGAUCCCCCCUAUACCUAAGUCAGUAAGUCCACCUCUUGGCAGUGCUGCAGUGUCUCUCCCAAGCUCUCAGCACCAAGAGGCCCAGGACAUGAGGCUAAGAUCAAUCAGCAGAAAUGAAGAGAAGAACUCUAAAUAUCUAGCUUCUUCUCAGUCCAUACCAAAAAAACAGAUGAAGAGGACAACAGAUUCAUGGUGUGGGGAAGGACCUGAGAAACUUCCACACCCCAGUACCCUUGUUCCCCCAUUUGGCUGCAAGGCUGGUGUGUGGAACCUCGGCACUGGCAAUGGAGGUCACUGCUCCCACCUCGCUCACGGGGCCUUGACCCAGGACCCCCGAGAGAGGGAGGUGAGCAGCACUGCCCCCAGAACCACUCCUGGCCAGGACAAGGGGAAGACUGAGCAUCUGGUAGCCUCACAAAGAGGCCUCCCACUGAGACAGACCAAGGACAUGGAUCAUCUCAUGAGUCCUCGCUUUACAAACGAUGACGACUUGAAGGACAGCAGUGGAAGGGUCCGUGUUGUAUUAUGCAAAUCAGCUGAAAAGAAAAUACAACAGCGAAAAAUGAGAGAGAUGGAGCUUUUGGAGAAAGAGAGAGAGAAGGAAAAGUCCUUGCAGUUCCCUACACAGAGAGUUGACCCCAGGAAUGCAGCUGAAGAAAGCUUUAGCCUACCACCUGUCAACGGGACCCUUUUCAAUGUGCACAGAAAGCCUGCUGCUGCCUUGAAGACACGAAUAUUGAAGAAGCAGAUCAACGUGCCCCUAAUGCCCAAGACACCCAACAUCAAUGUGGAUGGCAGCUUCCCACAGAACUUCUCAGUGAACUCACAGAUGGCCAUUGGUCUGGAGCGCAGAGAGGAGCCAGGAUGUGGGAAUGCCCAGAAAGGCAAACCCUCUUCUGACCCUCAGCAGCUGUUGCUCAGCGCACUCGCAUGGCUCAGCAGCGACAACUGGGAGCUGAAGGAGAAGGGACUCCUCAGCAUCAAAUGCCUGGCUAUCUCCCAUUCAAAAGUCCUUCUUUGUAGACUUCGUGAGGUUUCCUUGGCAGUCACCAAAGAGGUGACCAGCCUCCGCUCGAAGGUGUCUCACUCUGCAAUCGUUGCUCUUGGAGAGCUCUUUGUGACCUUGAAGAAGGACAUGGACUCUGAGGUGGAUGAGGUUGCUCAGGUCUUGCUCCAGAUGGUUUGGAACUCCCCAGAGUUCAUUCAGAAAGCAGCCAGUCAGACCCUGGGCGUCAUGGUGGAGAAUGUGACUCCUUCACGAGCAAUGACUGCUCUCAUGGACAGCGGAGUCCAGCAUCGCCAUGUCCUGGUGCGGAAGUGUGCAGCCAAACACCUGCUGACAGUGAUGGAGAAGAUUGGAGCCAAGAAACUGGCAGCCACACCUGUCAGGGCCGAGAGGCUGGUGCGCCUGGCGGUGAAGCUUGCUCAGGACUGUCACAAGGACACACGGUAUUAUGGAUGGAAGAUGCUGCAUAUGUUGAUGAGUCAUCAAAAAUUUAAUAGGCUUUUGGAACAAUCUGUUUCCACACGUGACUUGAAAGAUAUUCUGGCAAGAAUUAAGAAUAAAGGGAUUGAAGACCAUGAAGGUGAGCCUCCACCUGUUGAGAACCCCAGGAAGAGGAGGAACAAUGGCUUGAUGCCCCAGGCUAGAAUGCCUUCUUGUGGAGGUUUGGAGUCUACUUCUGAUGUACCCUUCUUACACCGUUCAAAAGUCCAUCUUAUGUUACUUCCAACUGUGGAAGAAACGGAGCUGCUCCAGAAGCUUUAUGAUCUCCUGACAGCCAAAGAGUUUCAGAUACGAAUGGAGGGAGUGGCACUCCUCCUAGAUCUCUGCAAAAGCAGCCCCAGGCUCAUCUCCAAUAACAUUGUCCAGAUUUUUGAUUAUUUUGUCCUGAGGAUUUGCGAUUACAACAAGAAAGUGAAGCAGCAGGCGCUGGAGGCGCUGGCUUUGAUGAUAGCCAUGCUCAGAGAUGCCUUAAACCCAGUGCUGAUCCGUCUGGUGGAAGCAAUCACCAACAAUCUGAACUCAAAGCACUUGGGGAUUUAUGGUGCAGCUGUGAAAGCACUGGAAGCAUCCAUUGCUCACUUAGAUAAAGUAUCAGUGCUGAAAGAGUUUAGCAACCGAAUGAGUCAACUGAGUGGCCAAGCUCUGCUGGAUGUCACCGAACGUCUCUCAGUGCUCGUGGCACGUGUUUAUCCCAGGAGCCCUGAAGUUGUGCAGCGCUACGCGCUGCCCGUGCUCUGGUCCUUCCUGGGAAACAAGGUCCCGCCCGUCCGAAGCGCCAACGUCAGGACUGUGGUCGCCAAACUUGCAAAGGCCCUGCAUGAAGCGAUGGGCUCCAAGCUGAGGCAGCACGCUGCCAGCCAGCCUCAGAACGUGGUGAAAAACCUCUCCAACAUUUUGGGCUGGAAUGUCAGGUGAAGGCUGGGUACGCUCCCGGAAGCUGGCGAAGUGCUGAGUUGGACAGGUGGAGGCAAAGGUGGACCUGACGGCGGCAUUAGUUUUAUUCUGCACGUCUGAAGAACAAGGGACUUAUCCUAUAGGCUUUAUAGCUACAGAUGUACAUAGUAUUUUGAUAUUUAGAUGUAGUUUGGAAUAAAUGUGUUUUGGUUGUA